AUGGCUAAAUACGAACUUCCCUUGCCGAUUAUUCCGGAUGAACUGCUACAAGAAAUCUUCCUGCGUAGUAGUGCCAAAGCUGUAGGGAGAUGUAUGUGCUUGAAUAAAUUCUGGUACCGACAGCUACGCCAACCAGAGACAUGCAUACACCACAUGCGAAGGCAGAAAGUGUUAGAUCAACAUGUUUUGUUUCAUGUUGGAUACUCACUACUGUUAAUGGAUUCCGAUUCACUAUAUAUAGUGAAUGCUGCUUCUGGAGAAGAGGUGAAUGUUCAGCAUCCUUUCGGAGUUGGCGUCCAUGGGUGGUUUCGUAUUGUCGGAGUGUCAAACGAGAACAUAUGUUUCAAGUUCUCUCGUGAACGAGACGACACAAGACUUUUGGUAUGGAAUCCGACAACACAAUGCUCUAGAGAAAUUUCCGACCCCCACAGGGACCACGGUAGAUCGUUUUUCCCAGUAUAUGGUUUCGGUCAUGUUCCAAACUCAGAUGCAUACACAGUCAUACAUAUGUGCAAAAGGGACAUAGCUGAUGCCUACGUUUUUUUCUCUAGAUAUUGUUCAAGGCGUUCUACAUGGUUUCACUGCGUUGAUUGUCUCCCUGGUGUAGAAAAAAUUGACCCUAACUCUGUUUUUAAUAAUGGUCAGGCGUAUUGGAUAACUGGUACAGGAGAUAGCUAUGCUACACCCAAGUCUGUUUAUGUUACAGUGUUGAAGAUGAAUCAUUUAGCGAGGUGUCUAUCCCUGUAG
Messenger RNA from Arachis stenosperma, 747 nucleotides. RefSeq lists its product as uncharacterized. NCBI's taxonomy places the organism in Eukaryota, Viridiplantae, Streptophyta, Magnoliopsida, Fabales, Fabaceae. The transcript has a single exon. The coding region runs from base 1 to 747 and encodes 248 amino acids. The record is from RefSeq and is a predicted model, not a curated record. Gene Ontology annotation, molecular function: protein binding.